This is a messenger RNA of Penicillium alfredii, 1530 nucleotides long. RefSeq lists its product as uncharacterized. The coding region runs from base 1 to 1530 and encodes 509 amino acids. NCBI's taxonomy places the organism in Eukaryota, Fungi, Ascomycota, Eurotiomycetes, Eurotiales, Aspergillaceae. The transcript has 2 exons. The record is from RefSeq and is a predicted model, not a curated record.
AUGACCUCUCCACCAAUCUCUCUCCGCAUCGGGCAUGUCCUCAAGUGCUCCCUCUUCCCGCGCCCGUUCGCCAUGGCCGACCCGCCCUCCAUCGCCCGUGGCAUGUCCGCCCCCUUGAACACGCUCCGCCGCCGCGGCAUCCCCUCCCGCGCCGCAACCUUCGCCGACGGCGCAAACUGGCCGAGUCCGCGUCGCAACUCGACGCUGUCGGACUCGAUAUCGGAGGCGCGUAACUCGAUCCGCUCCUCUACCGACGAUUUAUUCUUGCCGCGAGUGCCUACUGCCGAGGCCCCGCUCUCUACUGAUGAGUCCCAUUGGCAUUCGGCGCCGCUGGCGCUUGCUCUGCUGCCGGCAAUCGCGGGGGUUUUCUUUCAUGAUGGCAGUUCCUUCGUGACGGACGUGACGUUGUUGGUGUUGGCCGCCAUUUUCCUCAACUGGUCUGUCCGGCUACCAUGGGAUUGGUAUCGCUCCGCGCAGGCAGUUCGACAGGAAGACAGUGGAUUUCAGGCUGUGACCGACGACACAAUUGAGAUUGAACUGGAAGAGGACGAGGCAACAGACGCGGGGGAUAACUCGCAGCAACACAAGCCGUCACCACAGCAUACUGCGGCAACGUCUGCUAGCAAGGAGCUGCAGAUCCACGAACUCGCCGCGCUCGCGUCCUGUUUCGUGUUCCCCGCGGUUGGGUCAUGGCUGCUUCAUGCAAUCCGAUCCAGCCUCUCUCGGCCCUCGGAGGGCCUAGUAUCGAAUUACAAUCUCACCAUUUUCCUCCUCGCAUCAGAAGUGCGCCCCGUUGCACACCUAUUGAAGCUCGUGCAAGCACGCACGCUCCAUCUACAGCGAGUUGCGGCCUCAGCAAGCUUCAAUGAUCCCGUCGACCCUGGGACCGUCCAAGAUCUCACGAAACGCCUCGAAGAGCUCGAGGCCCACGUCGCCGAGACCACGGCCGUACGCCUCGCAUCAUCAAUGUCUGAACCAACCCAAUCCCCAUCAUCACCGCAUGGACUCGGUGACAGUCCAGCAUUGGCGGCGCAAGCCGUCGCCGAAGCGCGCCAAGCUCUCCAGCCCGACAUCGAAGCCCUCAACCGCGCCAUGCGCCGCUACGAGAAACGCACCGCCGUCACGGCGCUCCAAACCGACACCCGGCUCCAGCAACUCGAGGCCCAGACCCGCGACGCGAUCGCUCUCGCGGCGGCGGCGCAGCGCUCCAUCGCAUCCCGUCGCCCCAGCUACGCCUUCACGCUCAUCGACUGGGCUUGUGCCUGCCUCGUGGUCCCGGCCCAGCUCGCCUUGUCUAUUUUUAGCCUUCCCGGCCGUGUAGCAUCCCGUUGUUUACUUGCUGCUCGCCGUAUGCUAGGUCGUCCGGCCCAAGCUGCUCCACAGCCUCGCUCGAAAAAGGCCAAGGGGAAGGCUCCCCAGGGAUACGCUGACUCGCAACUUCGCUCACAGUCGCCUCCCCCACGCCGCGCGCCUGCUCUUUUGCCGCUAUCGCGCCAGUCUGCAGGUUCGGUGCGGGUGGCCUCGGGAUAG